Messenger RNA from Hemicordylus capensis (graceful crag lizard), 758 nucleotides. It is a transcript of the gene UTS2, whose product is annotated as urotensin 2. The coding region runs from base 130 to 564 and encodes 144 amino acids. The record is from RefSeq and is a predicted model, not a curated record. Gene Ontology annotation, biological process: blood vessel diameter maintenance; regulation of blood pressure. Gene Ontology annotation, cellular component: extracellular region. NCBI's taxonomy places the organism in Eukaryota, Metazoa, Chordata, Lepidosauria, Squamata, Cordylidae. The transcript is spliced from 4 exons. Gene Ontology annotation, molecular function: hormone activity.
GUCACGGGUGGCUCCCUUAGAGAUGUGCGUGCGUGUGUGUCUAUAUAUGUGCCCCCACACACCUGACAGGACUGACCACCAGCCAGGCAGCAGGCAACCCGAGGGUCUACUUGUUGCAGCUGGGCAGAGAUGAGGGUGCCGCCGGGGACAGCCCGCUGGGGGCCAUGGGGCAGUGGCGGCUGCUGCUGCUGCCUGCUGCUGCUGGGCCUCUCUGGGCCCCUCUGGGCUCUACCCCUGGGCAGCUCUGGGGAAAUCGCCUCUUGGCUUGCAGCCGCCGACGCCGCCGAUGCCAGGUUGAAUCUGGAGGCACUGAACAGCAGGAGCGGAGGGCCCCAGUGGCAGGCAGUCCCGGGGCUGCUGGGUGCCCAGGCGAAUGGCAGCCCAAGCAAAGCAGGUCAUGGGCCCAACAGCUUCACCCCUAGGGAAAGCGUGAAAGAGGUGCUCUUGGGAAGCCUUCCCCGCAACACUUGGCUGAGCCGCUUGCUGGGAAAGGAGAGGAAGCAGGACAAGAAACGAGGAGGCGGAGGCAACCUCCCCGAGUGCUUUUGGAAGUACUGCGUGUAACUGGCCCAGCUUUCUCCCCCCCACCACCCCCCAGCCCGGCCCCUUAAUUUAUGAUGUGAUCCAGGAGGGUCCCAGAGCCCUGCAGACAGAGGUGUGCACACUCCGACAUGAUGAUGGUGACGACAGCAGCGAAGCAACAUGGAACUGGCAAGAAAACCCACGUCCCCCUCCCUGGUGGUUAGAGAAUAAACCAA